AUGUUCGCGAUCGAUAAGGGUGUCGAGUGUCCUGUUAACAAUCUCUUCUCGGCCUCGCUCGUGCUCGUCCAGCUACGGAGCGUAACGAAUACUGAGUUUCAAGUGUCGUUGGUACGGUCUAGCGAGGGUCCCUCGACGCGUCUCUCUGUUGAACUUCAGCUGGGGGGCAUGAUGCUAUUGAUGGAUAUGCUUCUUGAUUUGCUGAUGGUCCGUCCCAUCGGACAACAUAACUUCAUGGGGACCCGACUCGCAGAGCGCUAUUAUGAUUUGCGUGUUAAGGGAACGUUGGCCGCGGUUGUAGGUGCUUUGCCGGCUGAGGGUUAUCGAAAUUUGACAUAG
This is a messenger RNA of Laccaria bicolor S238N-H82, 339 nucleotides long. RefSeq lists its product as uncharacterized. The transcript is spliced from 2 exons. NCBI's taxonomy places the organism in Eukaryota, Fungi, Basidiomycota, Agaricomycetes, Agaricales, Hydnangiaceae. The coding region runs from base 1 to 339 and encodes 112 amino acids. The record is from RefSeq and is a predicted model, not a curated record.